This is a messenger RNA of Rubroshorea leprosula, 1829 nucleotides long. NCBI's taxonomy places the organism in Eukaryota, Viridiplantae, Streptophyta, Magnoliopsida, Malvales, Dipterocarpaceae. The record is from the annotation of a GenBank genome assembly.
CAGCUAAUUAACCCUUCCAACCCCCCUUUCUUUUCACAUUUCUUCUUCUUCCUCUACGGUGAUCUGGUUCGUUUUCUCCAAUGUUGUUCUUGCCGUUGCCUCCGAUAUACUUGCUUCUUGCCAUCAAGCCCUCUGUUGUCGGAAUAUCUCGUCGGUGACGUUGACGCAACUAUACAUGUCUAGGAAAACAAUAGAGCACAUGACAUGGCAUUUGAAAUGCUAUGAGGAUGUGGAUGAAGUUAUUCAUCCUGCAGCUAGUGAGGCAUGGAAAAACUUUGAUGAAACCCACCCAACAUUUGCUGAUGAACCUAGAAAUGUUAGACUUGGCCUUUGUACAGAUGGUUUCAAUCCAUUUGGUUGCUCCGCAACACCUUACUCUUGUUGGCCUGUUUUUCUUAUAGUGUACAACCUUUCUCUUGAAUUGUGUAUGAAAAUCAAAUUCAAAUCAAACGACAACUUGAAUUUAUUCCUUGGUUUAAGACAACGGUGUGUAGUGGAAGAUAUGAGGUUGAUUCUCGCCUUUUGCCUUUAAAAAGGGUGGUUUGCUACAUGUAAGAUUAGAGCAAGAGCAAUAAUUGAUACUUCAUCGUUGAGUGAUGGUGGAAAUGUUUAUUAUCAAGACAAUGAUCCUCCUAUGCCACAAUUGGUGCAACCCUCGACUAUUUUAAAUGAUCAUGUUUCACUAGCAUCUCAAGGGGGAGAACAAGUGAUGAUUAGUGAGGUCAUGCAAUUGCCAUAUGUGGCAGAGGGAGAAUGUGUGGGUGAGAAUGAUGAUGAAGAGGAAGAGUUUGAUGGAACGGAAACAUCAGAAGAAGAAGUUCCAAAUUACUUAACCGAGAACCAAAAGGAUUCAAAGUGUGCAGAGAGCCGGCUCUUGAAAGCUGUAGCCGGCUCUGGUGAAAUGGAAGUGCAAAGAGCCGGCUCUGGAAGCUGCAGCCGGCUUUACAGGCAAAAAUUUAAAGACCGUUGUUUGGUGCGUGCAGAGAAAAGGCGCAAAGUCGGCUCCAACUUUAUAGCCAACUUCGGAAUUCCAAAGCCGGCUCAAAGUCUUGCAACCGGCUCUCAAGGAAAACAGAAUGGCCUGCAAACCCGGAUAGCCGGCUCUGGAAGUUACACUGGUGAUGAUGCAACAAUGGAGAAGGACACUGAAGAGCAUAAUUUGGAGGCUGAGUUGGAUGCUGAGUUUGCUAUGCUUGAUCCAGAGUUAGAUGCUCAGUUGGAGGAAGAGCUAUCACAUGUUGUCCCGAAGACAAGAUGUGGCAUGGAUAAAGGAGAUGACGUUCUUGCAGACUCGAGUCAAAGGAAGGUAGCUAAAAGAUCAGGAGUUAGGCCAACACCUUUAGAGUUGUACUUGUUGAGACACACUACUCGCCGACCUGAUGCUCUAGAAGAUGCCCCACCCAGUUGGAUAUGUCCACAGGCUGAGCAGACAUAUAACGAUGCUCACCAAAAAUAUGUGGAGAAGCAUGAGCCAAACAAGGAUUUGUGGCUAGAAUGGGAUCCACUUAUCUGGAAGGAGGUGGUUGGACCUUCUAAAAAGGGUCAGAUGAGAGGGAUGUCUACAUUACAGGAUCCAGUAGAGCAUGGCAUCCCUUGGCGAUGGUAUGACAUGAGUGACGCCUCCUCUUCUACCACCAAGAUUCUUACGACAUAGGUCUAGCAGUUGUAGUCUAAGCUUACUCAAGUUCGGGAAGAAAUGGGUGAGCGAGUUCAGACAGAGGUGGCCACAUGUAUUCAUACAGAGGUAUCACAGAGAGUAUCAAAGAUGGAGGCCAGCUUUGAGAGGAGAUUCCAGGAGCACAUGCACUUACUUAGCCAGCAAUAUUCUA